AUGCCAGUGAACUUGGAUAAACAUGCAAAGGCCGGGAAACCGUACUACUUGGCGCUUGGGCUCGAGGGAUCGGCCAAUAAGUUGGGAGUCGGGGUCAUUAAACACCAUCUAGGACAAUUAAGUGAAACCAAUCGAGCAGAAAUCUUAUCAAACGUUAGAGAUACUUAUGUGACUCCACCAGGAGAGGGUUUUUUACCCCGAGACACUGCCCGUCAUCAUAGAAACUGGGUGGUGAGGAUAAUCAAACGGUCGUUGAAGGAAGCAAACAUUGAUCGUAAAGAUUUGGACUGUAUUUGUUUUACCCAGGGUCCAGGAAUGGGGGCCCCAUUACAAAGUGUUGUUAUUGCAGCAAGAACGGUUGCCCAAUUAUGGGACUUGCCAUUGGUGGGAGUGAAUCAUUGUGUUGGACAUAUUGAAAUGGGUAGAGAAAUCACUAACGCCCAAAACCCCGUGGUUUUAUACGUUAGUGGAGGAAAUACUCAGGUGAUUGCAUACUCAAGACAACGAUAUAGAAUAUUUGGAGAAACGUUGGAUAUUGCCAUUGGGAAUUGCUUGGAUCGAUUUGCAAGAACAUUAAGAAUUCCAAAUGAACCUGCUCCAGGUUAUAAUAUUGAACAAAUGGCUAAAAGGGGGAAGCAUUUGGUCCCACUACCAUACACUGUUAAAGGUAUGGACUUGUCGAUGUCGGGGAUCUUGGCCCAUAUCGACUUAUUGGCAAAAGACUUAUUCAGUAAUAAUAAAAACAAAAAACUCAUCGAUGAUGAAACAGGAGAAUUGAUAACUCCAGAAGAUCUUUGUUUCUCAUUACAAGAAACCUUAUUUUCCAUGUUGGUUGAAAUCACCGAGAGGGCAAUGGCCCAUGUACAAAGUAACCAAGUUCUUAUAGUAGGAGGAGUAGGUUCUAAUGAAAGACUACAAGAAAUGAUGGAACUAAUGGUUAAAGAUCGUCAAAAUGGUUCCAUUUUUGCAACCGAUGAAAGAUUCUGUAUAGAUAAUGGGAUAAUGAUUGCCCAUGCUGGUUUAUUAAGUUAUAGAAUGGGCCAAACAAAUGAAUUAUGGAACACCGUUUGCACCCAACGGUUCAGAACCGAUGAAGUCUUUGUUGAAUGGAGAGAUGAUUAA
This is a messenger RNA of Hyphopichia burtonii NRRL Y-1933, 1122 nucleotides long. RefSeq names its product chromatin DNA-binding HSP70/DnaK family ATPase. The record is from RefSeq and is a predicted model, not a curated record. NCBI's taxonomy places the organism in Eukaryota, Fungi, Ascomycota, Pichiomycetes, Serinales, Debaryomycetaceae. The transcript has a single exon. Gene Ontology annotation, cellular component: EKC/KEOPS complex; cytoplasm. Bases 1 to 1122 code for a protein of 373 amino acids. Gene Ontology annotation, biological process: tRNA threonylcarbamoyladenosine modification.